AUGCCAAGACUGAAUGAAAAAGCUGCAUCACACUUUGAGAGUUUCUCUGAUGCCAAGAAACUUGAGCACUUCUUCUUGAGGUUAGAAGACCUCUUUGACAAGUGUGUGGUUGAUGAUAAUGAGGAGAAAAAGAAAGCAGUGAUAUCUUAUACAGAUAUCAAAACAGAGCACCAGUGGAAAGUGCUUCUUAGCUUUGCUGCUGGUGAAAAAUAUGAUGACUUUAAAUCUGAAGACAGUGAUAGAGAUGCAAUAUUAGAACUCAAAAGGCUAGUACAUCAUUAUGACAUAGUCCAGAUUAAUGACAAGAAAGAGCAUGGUGUGAAACAGGAAGAGAUAGAGAGUGUGCUUGCUGUCAUAAAGGAUUUCAUGGAACAGCAGACCUCUAUAAGCACUGCUCGAAGAUGGUUGAUAGAAGAGCAUGACUACCAGAUGAGAGAGAGGUACCCAAAGAUAUUAGAGGGCACUGGCAAGUUGCAGAGCCAGAAUAUAGUGAUAAAUGCUAUAGACACUUCAGGGCUAUUCUAUGUCUCAGAGGGUUAUAGCAUGCUAUUGCAAGAAAAAUAG
Messenger RNA from Guyanagaster necrorhizus, 564 nucleotides. RefSeq lists its product as uncharacterized. The transcript is spliced from 6 exons. Lineage: Eukaryota; Fungi; Basidiomycota; Agaricomycetes; Agaricales; Physalacriaceae. The coding region runs from base 1 to 564 and encodes 187 amino acids. The record is from RefSeq and is a predicted model, not a curated record.